AUGGCGCCUAGGCGCGGGCGCCGUUGGCGCUGGCGCCGUUCGCGGUGGCCCCUUUGGGCGCGGGCGCCGUGGGCGCUGGCGCCUUUUGGCGCUGGCGCUGGCGCUGUCGCCGUUUGGCGCAGGCGCUGGCGUUGGCGCCUUUUGGCGCUGGCGCUUGCGCUGUUUGGCGCUGGCGCUGGUGCUGGCGCCUUUUGGUGCUGGCGCUGGCGCCUUUUGGCGCUGGCGCUGGCGCCGUUUGGCGCUGGCGCUAGCGCCUUUUGGCGCUGGCGCUUGCACCUUUUGGCGCUGGCGCUGGCGCUGGCGCCGUUUGGCGCAGGCGCUGGCGCCAUUUGGCGCAGGCGCUGGCGCCUUUUGGCGCUGGUGCUGGCGCCUUUUGGCGCUGGCGCUGGCGCCGUUUGGCGCAGGCGCUGGCGCCUUUUGGCGCUGGUGCUGGCGCCUUUUGGCGCUGGCGCUGGCGCCGUUUGGCACUGGCGCUGGCGCCGUUUGGCGCAGGCGCUGGCGCCUUUUGGCGCUGGUGCUGGCGCCUUUUGGCGCUGGCGCUGGCGCCGUUUGGCGCUGGCGCUGGCGCUGGCGCCGUUUGGCGCAGGCGCUGGUGCUUGCGCCUUUUGGCGCUGGCGCUGGCGCCUUUUGGCGCUGGCGCUGGCGCUGGCGCCUUUUAGCGCUGGCGCCGUUUGGCGCAGCCGCUGGCGCCUUUUGGCGCUGGUGCUGGCGCCGGAUGUGGCUUGCAAGGGCUCCGCGGCGGCGGCAACAGCAACGGGGGGCUGCGAGCAACGUCGGCACAAGACGGGUGCGUGA
Messenger RNA from Closterium sp. Naga37s-1, 795 nucleotides. Lineage: Eukaryota; Viridiplantae; Streptophyta; Zygnematophyceae; Desmidiales; Closteriaceae. The record is from the annotation of a GenBank genome assembly.